AUGAUCCACCAACAGAAAUACGUGAAAGAACUCCUUAAAAAGUAUGAAAUGGAAACUGCCAAAGUGAAUCACACACCUAUGGGAACAGCCACAAGAUUAGACGAAGAUCCCAAAGGAACAAGUGUGAAUCAAACAAGAUACAGAGGAAUGAUUGGAUCCCUGCUCUACCUAACUGCAAGUAGACCUGACAUCUCAUUCAGUGUAGGCUUAUGCGCAAGGUUCCAUUCAAACCCAAAGGAGUCUCACUUGACUACUGUAAAGAGGAUUCUCAGAUACCUCAAAGGAACAGACGAUUUAUGUUUGUUCUAUCCAAGAAGUGGAACAUUCGACUUAAGAGGAUAUGCUGAUGUUGAUUAUGCUGGUGAUCUGGUAAAUCGUAAAAGCACAUCAGAAAAUCAAAUUGCAGAUAUCUUGACUAAACCCUUAAGCAGAGAGAAGCACGAGAAAAUGAGACUGGAACUGGGAAUGAUCAAGCUAAGAUAA
Molecule: messenger RNA, 483 nt
Organism: Spinacia oleracea (spinach)
Lineage: Eukaryota; Viridiplantae; Streptophyta; Magnoliopsida; Caryophyllales; Amaranthaceae
Product: secreted RxLR effector protein 161-like
Exons: 2
Coding region: 1-483 (160 amino acids)
Source: RefSeq, a predicted model, not a curated record